This is a messenger RNA of Micromonas commoda, 780 nucleotides long. RefSeq lists its product with no specific name. Bases 1 to 780 code for a protein of 259 amino acids. The record is from RefSeq and is a predicted model, not a curated record. NCBI's taxonomy places the organism in Eukaryota, Viridiplantae, Chlorophyta, Mamiellophyceae, Mamiellales, Mamiellaceae. The transcript has a single exon.
AUGUCGCGCAAUCUUCUUCUCAGGUGCCUGGAGUGCCUGUUCCCGAAUGCGCACGAGGAGGACCACGCAGAGUACGCCAAAGCGGUCAAGUCCAAGACGAAGCACCUGCUGACGGGCGCGACGCAUUACCCGAACUUCGCCCGGCCGAAGCCGUACGUGGUCAAGGACAAGAAGACCGGCGCCAACCCCACGCAGUCCGACAUCGACGCCAAGCGCUUGGAGUUUUGGGCGAGCGCCCAUUCGAGCGGGGGCGACCGAGAGAUUUGGGGAGUGCUCAAGCGAGCCUCAGAGGCGAUGCUCCCCAAGUGGGAAACGAGGGACGGGACGCGUGUUAAGAUGCCGGGCGACCUCGUUUUGGCGCAUUCGAUGGUCUUGCGACAUCCCAUCGUCGUGGCGAAGCCCGACAUGACGCUCUGCGUCGAUCUGCGGGGGUUCAAUUACGUCCUUCCAAAGUACAUCUUGCGCGACCCCUUGAACCUCGAGGACCACUCGCGCGGAAACCCCAACGGCGCGAUCGUGAUGGCGAGGGGGAGACGAGGGCGAGGGGACUCAUCGAGCGGGGACUCGUCGAGCGGAGACGAGGGCGGGUUCAAACUCCCCGCGCCGCCGUCGAGGGACGCCGGCGAUAGUUCCAGCGGGGACGAUGAUUCCGGCAGGUUGCCGCCCAUCGACCCAGAGGUGGUGCGGCCGAGGAUGCUCACAGCGCGUCGGAGAGAAGGGUCGGACGACGCGAGGAAGAAGUUCGCGGGGCGGCGCAUGAUGAGCAACCCGAUGGCGUGA